Molecule: messenger RNA, 5644 nt
Organism: Physcomitrium patens
Lineage: Eukaryota; Viridiplantae; Streptophyta; Bryopsida; Funariales; Funariaceae
Biological process (GO): protein phosphorylation
Molecular function (GO): ATP binding; protein kinase activity; protein binding
Source: RefSeq, a predicted model, not a curated record
CCUCUGAAAGGUGGUUCAUUCUGACGCCAUAUUGUAUAACCGUGGGUCAGAUUCCUUGAAACAUCCCUUUUUGCUGACGACCAUAGAGUUUGAGUUGCUUUUGCGGCAAGUUCGAAUGCACUUCCUCACAAUAUGGGCCGUGAGUUAGAGCUUAUCAUAAUGUUUGAAUACUCUACCCACAAGUUUCCUUGUGCCACGCUGGUCGCUUGGCUGCGAUUUUCUGACUCGGGUGGGAGAAAAGUCAGUCCGGAGAGCAUUUACUGAGAUGCAUGGAAGGCAGUUGUCCAAAAUCCACCAGAAGGUGACUGCAAAGUUGGCAUCUGGUCAAUUAGUAGGGAGGUGAGUUUGCUGGUGAGGUAAAGCAAACCCGAUUUAGCUACACCAACUCCACUCCUGUCUGCGAAUCGGUUUCGCUGGUAAUGCUAGUGCGUUUUCCCAGUGUGAGGUCACUUUUUUCGCACGAUUAUGGCACCCACUUGGCAUGAGUUUGAUCGGCAGUUUGAGAACUGCCAAAUUGAUUAAACGAAGAUGAAGGUGGCUGUGUGGAGGUGGUCAAGGUCCACGGUAUGAGAUACUAAUCAACGAGGACCUGUUACUGCUACUUUCUCCGUUGCUGUCGCGACGUUGUUGCCUGUAGCUUCCUCGUAUUCCACCACUUCGACCAGGGCCACAAUUGUUUGACCUUGAGCGGUCGAGUAGCAAGAUUGUUACACCAUCAUUGUGAAGAACCGUGCUGUUCCGAAAUGGCUGGUUAGUAUGCAGCUACUAGCCCGAGAGCUCCGUUUCUACUAACCCUGUCAUGGUCUUCGGUAAACACAGUGAGAAUGCGGUAUUAUCACUGCGUAUUGCAGGAUAUUGCAGGAUACAAACGCUUCUCACGUACAUCAACUACAUUCAGAAAUGACUUUCGAUGCGUGAUCCGACUAGCUUUCGUCAGAUUUCAAUAAACUAACCGUGCAAACGUAGACAGUCGGCCGAUGCUGUGGCUACUGCUGAGCCAAUUGGGUCUGAUGCUGGAGUGGCGCAACGAGUUUGAACAAUUUCUUUGUGGAUCGUCAACGUUGAGAGAGCUGCACGCUCAGACACACACUAUAGUCAGUCGGUCGAACCGCAAGAGAUCUUUAAUCGACCUCUCCCGCAAGACGAAACAAUUCAAACCUAUUUGCUUAGUAUGAACUCUCAGCCAUUUUUGAUUCAUUUGCAAGUUUUUGACCGAAGUUUCGAUCCGGUUUUCGAGACGUCCGUGAGGCUUUGUCAGCGAUGGAACCUGAAGACCAAGAAAAUGAGAUCGUAGUUGAAGGGAGCAUUCCAGAUUACCAUGGACACAACUUCGGGCUAAAAAGUAGUGACUUCAAGGAAUCCAGACGCAACAACGCUGGGCUGUGCGCGUUUGCUUCCGUCCAUUUAAGCAUGUCCUUGUGCACCGUUGGAAGCUGGCUCCUGUUUCUUUGCCUACUUGGCUCGAUUCUGCCUCAGAUUUCAUUUGCUCUCAAAGUUGUGGGUUCACCCCGAGCGGAUGAUAGAGGGAUGCAACCAGUUGCGAGAAGAAAUUUGAGCUUCAGCAGCUUAAGGCGAUAUCACCUUCGAAGAGAAUUAGAACCAUUCAACAUCUCUGUGGGACUGAGCUGGGACGAAUCCAUUCUCCUUUCGUGGCGAAACAGCAGCAAUGACCUUAAAGCAUUAUGGAUAGAAAAUCAAGAUUCUGGUCCGUGUGACUGGCGCGGAGUGACCUGCGGCUAUUGGCGAGGAGAGACUAGAGUUACAGGUGUAAACGUCGCCUCUCUUAACUUCACUGGAGCAAUCCCCAAGCGAAUCAGCACCCUUGCGGCGCUCAAUUCGCUCUCCUUCGCUUCCAACAAACUCAGCGGUAGCAUACCACCCGAUAUUGGAAGCUGCGUCAAUCUCAAGGAGUUAAACCUUACAGACAACCUGCUCACGGGGCAUAUCCCAGUUGAGCUCGGACGACUUGUGCAGCUACAGAGCUUGGAUAUAUCCCGGAACCGCCUCAAUGGGACUGUUCCACCUGAGCUUUUCAAGAAUUGUAGUAACCUCGUCACCUUCAACAUUUCAUCGAACAAUCUCACUGGUGCGCUUCCGACCGGGCUUGUCGAUUGCGCAAGCUUACGAAUCGUGGACGUUGGCAACAAUACUCUUCAGGGACAGAUUCCUUCAUCGUGGGAACGGCUAUCUAAUCUCGAGGAGCUCAUCAUGGCAGACAACCUUGAAUUAAAUGGGACGAUUCCUCUCUCUCUUCUCUCCAACUGUCAAUCCCUGAGAAAGCUAGACAUGGCAUGGAAUAGGUUCCGGGGACCUCUUCCGUCACAACUCGGCAACUGCAGUAACUUGGAGAUGUUGAUCUUGCAAGGGAAUAAAUUCGAUGGGUUGAUUCCACGUGAGCUCGGAAAUCUCAAGAAGCUGAAGGUGCUCGGUCUAGGGAACAACAACUUGAGUGGUGAGUUGCCGCAAAACAUCAGCCAGUGCAGCUCCUUGGAGCUUUUGGAUGUGGGCAACAACGCCUUCACAGGUGCAAUCCCACCAUGGUUAGGUCAACUGGCAAACCUUCAGUUCGUGACGUUCCAAAUCAACAAAUUUUCGGGGACGAUUCCCGUGGAGGUGACAACACUGACAAUGCUGCGCUACAUUGAUUUUAGCAACAACUCUCUCCACGGCAGCGUCUUGCCCGAGUUUAGUCGGGUGGAUAGCCUGCGACUCCUACGCCUGUCGUUCAACAAUCUGACGGGAAACAUCCCAGAAGAGCUCGGGUACAUGUACAGGCUUCAGGGCUUGGAUCUGUCAUCGAAUUUUCUCAAUGGAUCCAUCCCAAAGAGCUUCGGCAACCUGCAGGACCUCCUGUGGUUGCAGCUCGGAAAUAACUCUUUGACGGGAAAAAUCCCGCAAGAGCUUACCAACUGCUCCAGUUUGAUGUGGCUCAACUUGGGACACAAUUAUCUGAGAGGUCAAAUCCCUCACAGCUUCAGCAAAUUAGGGUGGGACUCGGAACGAGUAUUUCGCCAAAACGAACAGAAUCCAUGGAUUCUGGAUGGAGUGGGAGAAUGUUCCAUACUGGCAACAUGGGCACCGGGGCGAUCCCAGCACUUCGAAUCGCUAUUCGACAUUUCGGACACUCAGAAAUGUCACGUUUGGUUGCCGCUGCUCGUCCGCGGUGGCUUUAAGCUCCGCAGCGAUAGAAUCACUGGGAAUAGCAAGGUGCUCAGUUAUUGGCAACUGGGGAAGAACUGCCUUAAUGGUGCAUUUCCCGAUGUCAAAAACGCUUCAUCUUUGGGGUUCCUCAUCCUCUCUGAAAACAGAUUGAAAGGCCCAAUUCCCAGGGAAAUCGGCAAUCUCCCGCUUUACAACCUCAAUAUAUCGCAUAAUUACUUGAACGGGUCCAUUCCAGAAACAUUAGGCGACGCUUCCUUGCUGAUAACCCUAGACAUGUCGAACAAUAGCCUCUCCGGCCCGCUGCCGCUGUCUCUCGGCAAACUGACCGCCCUCUCGGUGUUCAACGUAUCCUACAACUCACAAUUGAGGGGGGCGAUUCCAACCGAGGGACAGCUCUUGACUUUUGGGUGGGAUUCUUUCAUCGGCGACUACAAUCUCUGCUUGAACGACGCCGAUCCUUUGUAUAAGCAAGCCUCGAACAAUUUGAGUCAGUCGUCUGCAAAUGCACCAAAGUUAUGUAGCCAAAUGUACAGCGCAGUUUCUAGCGAAGAGGAGAGGCGAUCUUCGAAGAAGAAGAAACUCGCAGUCGAAAUUACUGUAAUGAUCCUUACGAGCGCAUUGUCGGCGCUUCUGUUGCUGAGUUCCGUAUAUUGCAUGGUGACGAAAUGGAGGAAGCGCAUGGCCACAACGAAGGAGGGUAUGGAUCCCUACUGGGGUGAUUUUGGCUCAGGGAAGUCGCACAGGUCAGCAGCAGACAGCAAGAGCAGCUUCCACUCCCCGGUCGAAUCCUAUGUGAAUUUUCCCUGUUUGAAAUCCUUAACAUAUGCGCAACUGGUGCAUUGCACAGGCAAUUUUAGUCCGGAAAACAUAGUUGGAGAUGGUGGGUUUGGAAUUGUGUAUAAAGCAAAGUUGGGAGAUGGGACGACGGUGGCAAUCAAGAAGCUGGUGCAAAACGGCGCUCAAGGCCUUCGUGAGUUCCGAGCUGAGAUGGAUACGCUCGGCAUGAUUCAGCACGAGAACCUCGUCUCCUUGCUGGGGUAUUGCUGCAACAACGACGACUUGCUCCUGGUUUACGAGUAUUUCGUGAACGGGAGCUUGGACGACUGGUUGUACGAAAGCGAAGAGAAAGCUGCCCGCCUCGGCUGGUCGCUGCGUCUGCGUAUCGCUUUGGAAACAGCUCGUGGACUCGCGUUUCUACACCACGAGUGCGUACACCUCAUCAUUCACCGUGACAUGAAGUCCAGCAACAUCCUGCUCAACGAAAAUUUUAAGGCCGUCCUAACUGAUUUCGGCAUGGCGCGCAUCAUGGACAUUGGCUCCACACAUGUGAGCACCAUCGUGGCCGGCACACCGGGGUAUGUGCCCCCAGAAUACUCCCAAACGUGGAGGGCAACCACCAAGGGCGAUGUGUACAGCUUCGGCGUCGUCAUGCUGGAGCUUGUCUCUGGGAAGCGACCCACGGGACCGCACUUCAACGGCCACUGCGGCGCUAACCUGAUCGAAAUGGCGAGGAUUCUUGUUACCAGCGGCAGACCCAACGAGGUCUGCGAUGCGAAAUUACUUGAAUCAAGCGCACCGCACGGACUCUCACUGUUUUUGGCGCUUGCCAUGAGGUGCACCGAAACCUCCCCAACGUCGAGGCCCACGAUGCUUGAGGUUGUAAAAACGCUAGAAUUCAUUUGUAAAAUACAAGGUUCUGCAACGGCUUCACAGCGAGAUGUGGAUCCACUGGAUCCGCUGACGCUGUGACGAUCGAUACAUGACUCAUAACAGAUGCUGGUUGACGAAUGCUUGUUUCUCGACCAGGCUCAUAGGAAUUUGUAUUCAACGUAGAGAUGAGUGAUCGCGAGCAAGCUAGAUGUAAAUUGUAGCGAUUCGUGAUUCUAAUUUAGCAGCUAGCUUGGUCUUGAGCAGGCCAGAUUUUGUAGAAGUGGAAAUCCAAUUGCUUUAGUGUACAAACUUCUGAUCCAUCGAGUCCAUCUGAUCAAACCUGGGGAAUACAGCUUAUCUCUAUGAGCAUUGUGUAACGUGCAAUUCGUCAGACGCGUUGCUACGGCGGAAGUAAAAUGAAACCUGAAGGGAACACUGACAUGAAUGGAUCACACAAAUUGACGGAUGGCACACUUGCAGAACACUGAUGGAAUUUUGUGCACUGGUCGAGUUUACACUCGCGCAAGCGCAUGAUUCUGAAGAGCAUCUGGUUAAGGGUUUAGGGUUUGAAAUCUGAGGCAUUUUUGUUAUGUUAGUGUUCCAAGUGACAUUCAUUUUGGGGUGGAUAGAGGGAUAUAGACACUAUUGCUUAAGUUAGAAUUUAGGUCUUUGGACCAAAAUCAUAAGAGCUAAGUGAAGAACUUGCUAAGAAAUGUUCAUGUUUGUAAUCUUUGCUUGUGAUUGCUAGAAGGUGGAAUAAAUAGAGAAAAAAAUUGGGUCUUGUAGUUUAGUGUUUAUUGUGAAUUAAUGUAUGCAAGGAGCUUCAAAAUUA